UUUCUGACUUGUUAUGACGUAUGACGUUCAUUUCUGUUUCUGUUGAAUGUCCAUUUUACUUCGCCAAUUCGCAUUCAUUGCGCACGCGAUUUUGAACCAACACGGUUGUUUGCAAGCAAAACAUUACUUAGUUAUUAAACAUGCCUUCGUGCCAUUGCCAAGUGUAAAUUUAUUAUUAUUAUUUCAGUGUAAAGUAACGUUGUGAUCAAAUAUCCAAAAUGAGUGCCAAAAAAGAAACGAAAAUCUUUGAAGACAAAAACACAGAUUCAGGCUAUCUGUCUGGAGUAAUAAGUGAACAGCUGUCAGGAGAAAUAGAUGUCGAAGCCGUUUGUGAUAGUGAAAAAGUGUGUCAGUUUUCGGAGGAACAAUUAGACAGUGGUUUAGAUUUAUCAGAAUGUCUUUCUAAUGUUAAGAUUAGUGAUACGGACACGCAGGUGCCGAGAAUUAAUGUGGAACCUUCAAGGAGCCUGGACUACCCACCUUACCAAAUACUUUUCGAGCAGGACGAUGAUGGGGACACGCAACUUCACAUUGCAUCAGUCCACGGCUGCGAGAAAUCAGUCAGUACUCUCAUCAGAGUCUGUCCAGAGAAAUCUUGGCUAGAUGUGGCCAAUGAUUACGGACACACAGCAUUACAUUUAGCAGUUAUGAGUGGGAAUGCAGUGGUCACAAGAAUGUUGGUGAUUGCGGGAGCAUCACUGGCAGUCAGAGACUUCAAUGGCGACACACCGUUGCACCUCGCGGUAGCCGCUAACAAUAAAGACUGUAUCCAAGCUUUGCUAGCGCCUGUGCAGGAGCAGCCGCAUCGGAAGUUGUCCACCGUUCUCAAUCAGAAAAACUAUAAUGGUCAGAUGUGUGUGCACCUAGCGGCCGCCGCCGGACACGUGGACACACUCAACACGCUCGCCUACUACGGCGCAGACCUCAAUGCUACGGAGGGACUGGCGGGCUGGACGGCGCUGCACAUAGCGGCGCGGCGCGGGGACGCGCGGCUGUGCGGCGCGCUGCUGCAGCGCGGCGCCUCGGCCCGCGCGCGCAGCAUGGCCGGCCGCACGCCGCGCGCCAUGGCCGCCCGCACCGCCGCGCGCGCCGCCUUCGCCGCGCUGCCGCCGCCCGCCGACCACUCCGACACCGACAGCGACAUCAGCGACUCCGACGAUGACGGAGACGAUAUGUUUGACAGCGACACGGAGAGUUUGUUUGAAAAGCUAAAGGAAAGCGCGAACUUCAUCAAUGUCGCGUGAGCCCCCCCCCCCUCCCCUGCAGCCCCGCGCGAUACAAGCAGAUAUAGAGACAUAUAGUUUAUUAUAUUUGUAUAGAUAUAUUAAUCUUUGAUUUAUGUAAUUGUCAGCCUGCAAUAAUCUUUGUACAAUUCGAAACGAUCAGUGAAUUGUUUAACAGUUAUGUUUGACCUGCUGAUAACUUUGCCAGUGGGCAGUGCCGCAGCCACACGGCGCGUAGAGCUCGCCAGAUAGCAUCGCCCUAUCAGAGGUUAAAUGUACGACGUAUUUAUAUAUCAAAACUGUUUUCGUGGCUAGAAUUAUAUCUCAUAUACAGUUUAAGUGAUAAAUAUGUAAAAAGUCUAUUUACGCGCGAAUGUCAGUGACAGUUGACAGCGGCCGCCUUUCAUGUCAACUGUCAGAUGUCAGCUGUCAGCUGUCACACAUAGUUAUUGUCAAUGGUUUGCGCGCGGAAUAACGGAAAAGGGGCCACGUCUUGCUCUUAGAGCCCUAUAUAUUUAUGAGUAAAGUGUAUAUGCGGUAAAUAACAAUUUUUACCCGUCUGAAUGGGACAAGAUCUGCGCAGAGACUCGUGUAAUAUUUAACCCGGUGAAAUAAAAUGUUCAUCGUUGGUAUUAAGUUUGUCAGAUAAAUUGCGGCUUUGUCCUAACUUUCUAAGAAAGCAGUGAUUAAGGUCCGAUAUUGUCGAAAUCUUUUUCUCUUAUAGAGUUGAUUUGUUUCUCGUUAUCUGUGCAAUUUCACUCUUCCGUACCGCCGAAGAGGAAUGUUAGUCAGUCCCACUACCUAGCCUAGUGUUUGUCUUAGGUUUUAUAGUUAUGUAUUUUAAUAAACUGCCUCUAACUAGUUAAUGUUACGAAAAACAACACGUGUAAAUAAAUCGUUUAAAAUUUGUUACAUUUGAAAAAUUAUUGCGCAGUUUUAUUUUAACUUAUUAAGUAUGUAUCGCAUCUACCGAUAAGUGAAUAUGUAUUACUUUUAUUUUAUGUAACAUUAUUUGACAAACAAUAUAAAUAGAUAUUUACA
This is a messenger RNA of Papilio polytes (common Mormon), 2264 nucleotides long. RefSeq names its product NF-kappa-B inhibitor cactus-like (gene cact). Gene Ontology annotation, molecular function: protein binding. The transcript has 5 exons. The coding region runs from base 219 to 1244 and encodes 341 amino acids. The record is from RefSeq and is a predicted model, not a curated record. Lineage: Eukaryota; Metazoa; Arthropoda; Insecta; Lepidoptera; Papilionidae.